GCCUCCACCCCGCAUUACGCUAAUUCCCCAUACUCCUUAACACUUUCAUGCCCUUUCCAAUUAUUCGAUAUAGCCUCCCCAUAUUCAUGUAAUUUCGCAGCGGCAGCAUUUGGGAUUUCCACAUCACGCAGUAUUGAGAUCUGUUCCCCAGAAAAUGUCUUCCUCAGUCCCAAUUCCCUUCUCUGAGCCUCCUUGGCUCAUGGGUCUCCCCUCUCCAUAUUACAAUGCGUCGCAUCGGAAAUGGCAAAAAACGUGUCGAGCGCUCGUGGAUGAAUUGCUGGGUGAUGCGGGAGAUUGGGAAAAAGAGGGUGAUGUACCAGUUGAUCUCUACCAAAAGUUCGUCAGCGCCAACUUUCUAAUCCCCAAUCUUCCCUCUCCCCUCCCUGUAAAAUGGCUCAAGGAACUCGGGAUCACUCACCUCCCCGGCGAUCUCCCCGUCGAAGAAUUCGACUACAUGCACACCCUGAUCUUCACAGAUGAAAUGCAUCGAUCUGGAUCCCUCGGCCCCUCCGGCGCCAUAACCACCGGUUUCGCCUUCGGAGUCCCCCCAAUCCUAAAAUUCGGAUCCCAAGCCCUACAAGCCCGUUUCCUACCCGAUCUGCUCACCGGCAAAAAAAGAAUCUGCAUUGCGAUUACCGAGCCCGGCGCCGGAAGCGACGUCAGCGCCAUCGAAACGACAGCGCGCAAGAGCGAUGAUGGAUCGGAAUGGAUUGUUGACGGCUCCAAGAAAUGGAUCACGAACGGUCUCUGGUCUGAUUAUGCUACCAUGGCUGUUCGCACGGGCGGGGCGGGCCCAGCAGGUCUGUCGCUUUUGAUUGUGCCGUUACUACAGCAUCCGGGGGUGACGAUGCGCAGGAUAAAAGUAGGCGGACAGACGGCUGCGGGAACGACAUUUAUCGAGUUAGAUAAUGUGAGGGUGCCGCGCGAGAAUCUCAUCGGAACCGAAGGGUCGGGUAUGAAAUACAUCAUGCAGAAUUUCAACCACGAGCGCCUGAGCAUCUCCAUCUCCGUAAACCGGAUCGCGCGCACGGCGCUCAGUCAAGCAUUCGAAUACGUGAUGAAGCGCAAGGCGUUUGGAAAACCGGUCAUGGAUCAGCCGGUCGUGCGAAAUCGAUUGGCGCGCUGCGGAGCCGAGCUCGAGAGCCACUGGGCGUGGAUCGAAGGGUUUACGUGGAUGAUGACGCGGUUGGGAGAGGAGGAUGCGAAUCGUGAGUUGGGGGGCUUGACGGCGUUGGCGAAGGCAAAGGCGGGCAUGGUGUUGGAGAGUUGUGCGUCGACGGCGGUGUUGCUUUUUGGCGGGAAUGGAUAUACGAAGAGUGGGAUGGGGGAGGUGGUUGAACGAAUCUUCCGCGAAAUCCCCGGCGCCCGCAUCCCUGGUGGCAGUGAAGAUGUCAUGCUCGAUCUUUCCAUCCGACAACUAGUCAAGAAUUACCAAGCGAAGAUGAAGAUGAAGAACGAGCUGGAAGAAACUGGCUUGGAAAGACCGAGGGGGGGUUCGAAAUUAUGAGUUAGUUGAGGGAGGGGUAAAUGAUAGAUGAGGAGUGGGGAGAGAGAGCAGGGAGGAGGAGGAGGAGAUUGGUUUGGUUUGAUUUGACUGGUGGGAAUGAAUGAAUGAAUGAAUGAAUGAAUGAAUCGAUUCACAUUGUAAUUUAGAUACCUAAGUAGAAAAUAUUCUAUAUGUAUGAGUUCGAACGCUGUA
Messenger RNA from Botrytis cinerea B05.10, 1699 nucleotides. RefSeq lists its product as hypothetical. The transcript is spliced from 3 exons. NCBI's taxonomy places the organism in Eukaryota, Fungi, Ascomycota, Leotiomycetes, Helotiales, Sclerotiniaceae. The record is from RefSeq and is a predicted model, not a curated record. Gene Ontology annotation, molecular function: flavin adenine dinucleotide binding; acyl-CoA dehydrogenase activity. Bases 155 to 1507 code for a protein of 450 amino acids.